AUGCCAUUGCCAUAAGACACGGGCGGAGUCAAGUUACUUUGGGGAAAAAUCUUGACAACCUUUCUUCUUCUUCCAGUCUCCCUCUCUCCCUCCUCUGUAUUAUCACAUAUCGACACACACACAAAUUGAUCUGCUGCUUCUAGGGGCUACCCUAUAUACAUUAAGCUUUUGAAUCAGUUGAUCUUCAAAGGGUACUUAUGGUGCAGAAAGUGAGUUUUCCUCCUUGCUUUUGACGAGUGCAUCAGCUUUCUGGUUGGAAGAAGUCUGAAAUCUGGUUAUCCGUGUGGGAGAGAAUCUCAUUGUAUGCUCUGAAUCUGGGAACUAAUACAUACAAGGUGUAAUCUUGUGAAGUAAACUGCUACAAUGAUGAUCAACAAGUCACUUUUCUUGACUUACCUUUAUCUCUUAAUCUACAUUUUGCUGUCAUCUGGAGUUAUUCUAUACAACAAGUGGGUUCUCUCUCCAAAGUACUUCAAUUUUCCCUUUCCUAUCACUCUUACUAUGAUCCAUAUGGGCUUUUCUGGUGCCGUAGCAUUCUUUCUUGUUCGUGUUUUUAAGGUUGUUGCUCCAGUUAAAAUGACAUUUGAAAUAUAUGCAACAUGUGUAGUUCCCAUUAGUGCUUUCUUCGCAUCAAGUCUCUGGUUUGGCAACACUGCAUACUUGCAUAUAUCAGUGGCCUUCAUUCAAAUGCUGAAAGCAUUAAUGCCAGUAGCAACACUUAUCAUGGCAGUCCUAUGUGGCACUGACAAGCUGAGGUGGGAUGUGUUACUGAACAUGUUGCUGGUCAGUGUUGGAGUUGUGAUUUCUUCAUAUGGAGAAAUCCAUUUCAAUGUUAUAGGGACACUUUAUCAAGUAACAGGCAUCUUUGCAGAAGCUUUGAGACUAGUUUUAACUCAAGUCCUUCUACAAAAAAAGGGUUUAUCUCUAAACCCUAUUACAAGCUUGUAUUACAUAGCUCCAUGCAGUUUUGCUUUCUUGUUUGUGCCAUGGUAUUUGUUGGAGAAGAGUAACAUGGAAGUUUCACAAAUUCAAUUCAACUUCUGGAUUUUCUUCUCGAAUGCUUUAUGUGCUUUAGCAUUAAACCUCUCAAUUUUCUUAGUAAUUGGAAGAACUGGAGCAGUUACAAUUCGUGUAGCAGGUGUCCUUAAAGAUUGGAUAUUGAUCGCUCUUUCAACUGUAAUAUUUCCAGAGUCUGCCAUUACCGGGCUCAAUAUUAUCGGUUAUGCCAUUGCACUUUGUGGUGUGGUGAUGUACAACUACAUAAAAGUUAGAGAUGUGAAAGCAUCUCAACUUCCUCCUGAAAGUAUCCCAGAACGGUUGACUAAGGAAUGGAAGCUGGAAAAGAAGUCAUCUGACAACAACAUCAGUGAUGAAGAUAAUACAAGGAGUAGCAGCAGAUUUAGUUCAAUGUCAGAUAGUGCAGUAGAUGAAGAGGCACCUUUAAUGGCAUCUUCAAGGCUUUCUUAUAUUGCACGUUCACAGCUUAAUAGCCGAGAUACAUGAUGAUGAUGAUGCAUUUAAUGUAUAAAACUAAUCUGGUGAAUUCAUAGGGACAUACAUGUAUGUGGUUCUUUUCCUUUUGGAAAGUAGUUGUGGUUGGUAGCUCCCUCUUUUGAGGUUAUUUUUCUAGUUUUUACAUGGUUUCAGGACACAACAAUCGGUUAUUGUAUUAUUGUAUUGUAUUUUUAACAAAGAGGUUUUGAAUUUUGGAAGUGAAUCAGUGAAUGAUGUUGACAAA
This is a messenger RNA of Lactuca sativa (garden lettuce), 1738 nucleotides long. RefSeq names its product putative sugar phosphate/phosphate translocator At3g17430. The record is from RefSeq and is a predicted model, not a curated record. NCBI's taxonomy places the organism in Eukaryota, Viridiplantae, Streptophyta, Magnoliopsida, Asterales, Asteraceae.